AGUUGAGAGAAUACGUGAGUGAAUUUCGUGCGCGCGCGCUCGGUUUUGUGCUACAAAGCAAGGACCACGUUCCGAUUCGAUUCGUUUGAUGCUUUUUGUUUACACCGGAGUUUCCCGAUUAUCCCCGGAACCGCCGCCUUCGUCGCCACUGCCGGCGGUUGAUGGAGUGAUCGUUUUCCUGCCGUGUUCGCGUUUCUUUCGUCGCUUCGUCUUCGUCGGCGUCGGUAAAGCAGAUAGUGAUUAAGGUGAAGCAGUGUGAAUAAAGGGGAGCUGCAGCAGUGCCGAGAAUUUUCCCGUUGAGGAUUACGACGACCCAGCGGGCUGAAAAAGGGGAGCCAUGAAGCGGCGCUGGUGGUGGCGUAUACUUUUGGUGUUCACCUUACUAGCGGUGGCAGUGGUCACGGCUCGGGCAGAUGAAAACUUGGACACCCGGGAAGGCGAAACCCUUACGCUCAAGUGCCGCUUCAGCGAACAGCAACCAUCCACCGAUUUCACGUACUACUGGGCCCGGUGGACAACGGCCAAUAAGUUUGACAAUGUGGCCAUCAACAGCGUGCAGCUCAACACUAAUUACAGAAUCGACUUUCGGCCUGAGAAGGGUGUCUACGAUUUGCACAUCACCAACACCUCGUACACCCGUGACAAUGGGCGCUUCGAGUGCCGAAUCAAGGCCAGCGGCACUGGGGCUGAUGUCCAUCAAGAGUACUACAAUCUCACGGUUCUAACACCACCACAGCCACCACUGGUGGCACCCGGAACGAUAGCCGUUGCCACCGAAGACAAGAAGCUGGAUCUGACCUGUAGCAGUAUAGGGGGCUCUCCGGAUCCGACGAUAACAUGGUACCGAGUGGGAUCCAAUAACCCACUGCAGGCACCAAUCAACAAGGGUGGCUCGAAGGAUCUACAAACGACGAGUACACUCUCGGUACUGCCCCGACGGGAAGAUGACGGGGCCAAGUACCGGUGUGUGGUGUGGAAUCGAGCCAUGCCGGAAGGACACCGCCUGGAGACGAUCGUCACGCUGUCUGUUAACUAUUAUCCAAGAGUGAAAAUCGGACCGGAAAAUCCACUGCGAGUAGAGCGUGACACAACUGCCAAGCUAGAGUGCUCAGUUGAUGCCAAGCCAAACGUUCCGAAUGUCCGGUGGACACGGAAUGGACGCUUCAUUAGUUCCUCCCGGACGCAUGCCAUCCAACGGGUUUCCGUCCAAGAUGCUGGAGAGUACGGCUGUUCAGCAGAUAACGGCUUGGGAAAGGUUGGUGAACAGGUAAUCACAGUGGACGUGCAGUACGCUCCCAUUGUGGUCAUCGAGUCAAAAACAUGGGAGGCUGAAGAACGCGAAACCGUUACCAUUCGAUGUAACGUUACCUCAAAUCCUCCACCCAUCUCGAUAGAAUGGUUCAAGGAGGGUAGCCCGGAUUUCCGAUACGCCGGAGAUAUACUACAGUUGCGUGAAGUAAAAGCUGAGCACGCUGGAACAUAUAUUUGCCGUGCGGUCAACAUGAUUAAACCGUACGGUGGAAAAAUGGCUGAGCGUAUCGGAAACUCAACGGUGGCACUACUGGUUCGUCACCGUCCUGGCCAGGCUUAUAUUAACCCAAGUAAACCGGUCGUUCAUGUGGGCAGCGGCGUGACGCUAACCUGUUCGGCAAAUCCUCCGGGAUGGCCUGUUCCACAGUUCCGGUGGUUCAAAGAUGCCGUUGGAGAGGUGUCUUCGAAUACGAUACUCGCUCAAGGACCACAGUACGUAAUUCCAAGGGCUCAUCUUGGAAGUGAAGGCAGCUAUCACUGCCACGCAGUUAACGAGCUGGGCCAUGGCCCAAUGGCUACCAUCAAACUUGAAGUGCACCAGCCUCCACAGUUUAUCGGUAAAAUGCAGCAACAUAUGACUAAACGAGUUGGGGAUAGUGACUUCUCUGCUAGCUGUCAUGCCAAGGGAAAGCCAAGGCCAACUGUCCGAUGGCUGAAGGAUGGUCGAGAUAUUACGACCGAUGCCAACAUGUAUCGGAUAAGCACCAGUAACAACGAUGGUCUAAGCGGAAUGGUAACGGUUCAAAGUAUGCUCGUAUUCCAAGGUAAAGCACGGCCUCAUAAAACUCAGCUACUACCAAGCGACCGUGGUACGUACACUUGCUUGUUCGAGAAUGAAGUGGCCACUGCAAAUGCCAGUAUGCACCUCCGCAUCGAACAUGGCCCGAUCGUCCUGCAUCAGUACAACAAGGUAGCUUACGAAAUCAAAGAAUCUGCCGAGGUCAUAUGCCGUGUUCAGGCCUACCCAAAACCGGAGUUCCAGUGGCACUUUGGUACCAACACAGCCGCCUUGUCCAUGUCAUCUGAUGGACACUACGAAAUCAACACAACCACCGACAACAACGAUAUCUAUACCACCGUCCUGAGGAUCAACAACCUAAAACAUCAAGACUACGGAGAUUACACUUGCCGGGUCGGUAACUCAAUUGAAACCAUCCGAGCUCCGAUCCGGUUGCAACCGAAGGGACCACCCGAAAAACCUACCAAUUUGCAUGCAGCUGACGUGGGAUCAAACUACGUAUCCUUAGUUUGGGACCCUGGUUUCGAUGGUGGUAUAAGCAAUACGAAGUUUUUCGUAUCGUACCGCAAAGUGGCCAUUCCACAUCACGAUCAGAUGAACGGUGACUGUGGCGUUAUCCAGCAGACCAGUUCGGAGUGGAUGGAGUUCGACUGCCAGCGCGAUGUCCCAUGCAGCGUAACCCCGCUGGAUCAGCACCAAAGCUAUGUGUUCAAGGUUAAGGCCUUCAACGCAAAAGGCAACUCGGAACCAUCGAAUGAAAUUGCCACAACAACCAAAGUAAGCAAAGUUCCUGCACCACUACACGUGGGAUACGAUCCGGAGACGCGCCAAUUGGGAGUCAAUGUGGGCGCUACGUGCCUGUCGCUGAUAGCGAUCGUCGAAUCGAUUGGCUAUCACGACAGUCCUAUAUCGACGUGGCAAGUAGUGCAGACGAUCCCACUAUCUGUAUCCGGCAGUAAGCCAACGUAUAAAGAAGAAGUAAUGGAUAAUAUGAUUACGGCCAGGAGGAGUAGCGCUCGGUCGCUAGGUGAAGAUGAUCUACCGAUGGCACUGGAAGAGGAAAUUCCUCCGCGGAUCAGGGCAAAGUUGUGUCUCAAAGGGAAUCACGAGCAUUGUGGAGACUACAUGGAUGCAGAGAUUGGUCCAGCGUACGUCCACGACUCAGCAUUCAUGGCAACACCUACAUUGAUUGCUAUCGUAGUAUCGUGUGUAGUAUUUGCCCUGUUUGUGGGGCUUCUUUUAAUGUUCUGCCGCUGCAAACGAAACCAUACCAAAAAGUCAACGACAGCUAAGGACUACGAAAUGGAUUCAGUGCGACCGUCGAUCGUAGCCCAGCAAAGUCAAGCUCCACCACCGUACUAUCCCACGACAGGACUUGACAAUAAAGCGCUGGAGCACUCUAUGGAUCUAGCCCUCGCGAUGGAAGACCAGAAAACAUCCGUCUACGCUACCCAAAACGGGUAUGGAUAUCACACGGGAAGCAGCUUGCAAGUGCCAAAUCACACCAUCGUUGGCCAAGAAUGGGUUACAAUGGGAUACGCAGAAAAUAGCUACGCAAAUUCAAACAACGGAGGGAGUGUCAAUUCGCAGGAUUCGAUCUGGCAGCUGAAGAUGUCGGCGGCGCAGGCUGCGGCCGCUGCCAACACUGGUACUCUGAUCUCUGCCCAGCACUACGCAGAACGACCUCCACCUGUGACGGCCACCACCAGCAGCGCGGCGGGAAUGUCCUACGGGUACGAUCCGUUGACGCAUCCGGCCUACGGUACGGUCGAAGAUUAUGCCAGCUAUCCACAUCUGGCGACGACGCCUAGUCAACACGGUGCAGAGGAUGAGUACCAGCACACGCUACGUCAGAGUCAGAAUCCCUCGCGGCAGGAGUAUUGCAGCGAUUCCUACGCAUCUGUACAUAAACCGAAGAAGCGAUUAGACCAACCCCAUCUAGAUUCAUCAUCAUAUCACGACGUAAGUGGACUACCUGAUCCCUACCUAGAGCACCAUCAGCUACACCAUCAUCAGGACCAGGAGGAUAGCAAAUCACUCCUUCAGCAGCAGCACCAGCAGCAGUUACAAGUCCAACAACAGCAGCAGCAGCAACAGCAGCAGCAACAGCAAAUGUCUCUUAACUACGAUGAAAACAUGGAAAGUGGCUACUCGACACCCAACUCGCGGAAUCGACGCGUGAUACGAGAGAUCAUUGUCUGAGAGCAGCCUAGGGUACGUUUCGCUAACGGAACGUGCCUGUGAAUCGUCUCCACAACUCCACCUUGAGCUAUAGUAGGAAGAAGAAGAAAAAUACCUUGCAAGACAAGCUAAGGCCCCUCCCCGCAGACUUGAAAAAUGAACACUUUUUGCUAUUAGGAUAGGACGCGAAACAAGCAAAAACCAAACCAACCAACCAACCGUGGUGUAUACUUAAGAAUUUAAACGAGAGCGGCAUUCGCGGCCCGCACGCUAGGAAAAUUAUUUUAGCGAAAAAGUAAUCGAAAACUUGUGGGGGGUGGCUCCAUUGUCCAGGUAUGCUCGCAGAACAAAUGGCGUGGCUAGUUCCGAAAGGGAUGGACUUGUGUUAUUGAUAAUGCAGAGCGCAGUUGGUAGUGCAGUGAAGUGCCCUUAGGAAAUAAGCAUGGCUAUGGUUCAAUUACGGUAAUGUACGCAGAU
Messenger RNA from Ochlerotatus camptorhynchus, 4708 nucleotides. RefSeq names its product hemicentin-1-like. The transcript has 8 exons. NCBI's taxonomy places the organism in Eukaryota, Metazoa, Arthropoda, Insecta, Diptera, Culicidae. Gene Ontology annotation, biological process: cell-cell adhesion. Gene Ontology annotation, cellular component: plasma membrane; cell-cell junction. The record is from RefSeq and is a predicted model, not a curated record. Gene Ontology annotation, molecular function: cell adhesion molecule binding. Bases 338 to 4252 code for a protein of 1304 amino acids.